Sphaeramia orbicularis (orbiculate cardinalfish) is the source of this 1541-nucleotide messenger RNA. RefSeq names its product hyaluronan and proteoglycan link protein 3 (gene hapln3). Gene Ontology annotation, cellular component: synapse; perineuronal net. Gene Ontology annotation, biological process: positive regulation of neuroblast proliferation; skeletal system development; central nervous system development. The transcript is spliced from 5 exons. Gene Ontology annotation, molecular function: hyaluronic acid binding. The coding region runs from base 118 to 1239 and encodes 373 amino acids. The record is from RefSeq and is a predicted model, not a curated record. NCBI's taxonomy places the organism in Eukaryota, Metazoa, Chordata, Actinopteri, Kurtiformes, Apogonidae.
GUCCGAUGAUGCAGGAGAUGAUCCCGGACCGGGACGGACCGAAGAGCGACGACACGACGAGCUGUCACAUCUGUGGGUUUGAGCUCCAGGACUGUGGAUCUGGGUCUGGGUCUGGUCAUGUCGGUCCUUGUUCGCCCCCUGCUGGUGGUCUGGGUGAACCUCCUGCCGGUGGUCUGGGUGAACCCCCUGCUGCUGACAGGAGCUGAAGGCCGAGUCUACGAUAACAACAACGGCUUCCACUACCAGGACAUCAGCAACGGAGACGGAAACGGAGAGAUCUUCUUCACUGGGGUCCGUCUCCUGGUCCAGUCUGCCCAGUCCUCUGUUUCCGCCACCAGGGGCAGCAGUGUCACCCUGCCCUGUCACUACCGCUACGAACCGCAACCGGAGGCUCCUCGUCGGACCCGGGUCAAGUGGUCCUGGUUACCCACCGACGGCGUCGGGCCCGGCUCCAGGGAGAAGGAGGUGAUGGUCGCCAUGGGUAACCGUCAUCGUAGCUACGGGAGCUUCAGGGGGCGUGUCCGUCUGCGUCGCUCCGCGCCCGGCGACAUGUCACUGGUGAUCAGCGAGCUGAGGCUGAACGACACGGGCCGGUACCGCUGUGAGGUCAUCGACGGACUGGAGGACGAGAGCGUGACGGUGGAGCUGGAGCUCAGAGGUGUGGUCUUUCCUUACGUCUCUCCGUUCGGUCGGUACCUCCUGAACUUCCUGGAUGCUCAGCGCUCCUGUGAGGAGCAGGACGCCACCCUGGCCUCCUUCGAUCAGCUGUUCACGGCGUGGGAGGAGGGGCUGGACUGGUGCAACGCCGGCUGGUUGGCCGACGGCACCGUGCAGUAUCCAAUCACCGUACCCCGUGAAGGCUGCGGGGGCGUGGCCUUGGCUCCAGGCGUGCGCAGCUACGGACCGAGGCACCGCCUCCUCCACCGCUACGACGCCUUCUGCUUCACGGCCUCCAUCAAAGGUACAGUGUACUUCCUGUCCGGCUCCUCCAGACUGAACUUCACUGAAGCCGUCCAGGCCUGUGUCCACCACGGCAGUCAGAUCGCCAAAGUGGGUCAGCUGUUCGCGUCCUGGAGGCUGAUGGGUCUGGACCGCUGCGACGCCGGCUGGUUGGCCGACGGCAGCGUGCGUUAUCCCAUCACCAAGGCCCGGGCUCACUGCGGCCCCCCAGAGCCAGGGGUGCGCAGCUUCGGGUUCCCCCCUCCCUCCCAGAGAUACGGAGUCUACUGUUACCGAUAAGAGUCCGAGUCCGAGACCAGGGACCAGGGACCGGUCCAGUUCUGUUCCAUCUGUCAGUGCACUGAAGUGGUCUGAAACGGAGGCCAACGUGGACUCAGAGCUGGACACAGAUCCACCACAGACUCUGGGGGGGGUUUGUCCAAUCUUCUCUGAACCUCCUUGUCCGUCUUCUACCGCUGAGAUCCAUGUUCUCCUGUGUUCUGGAUCAUGUUCUCCUGUGUUCUGGAUCAUGUUCUCCUGUGUUUUGGAUCAUGUUCUCCUGUGUUCUGGAUCAUGUUCUCCUGUGUUCUGGAUCAUGUUCU